Branchiostoma floridae (Florida lancelet) is the source of this 2081-nucleotide messenger RNA. RefSeq names its product zinc finger protein 700-like. Bases 151 to 1569 code for a protein of 472 amino acids. The transcript is spliced from 2 exons. Gene Ontology annotation, biological process: regulation of transcription by RNA polymerase II. NCBI's taxonomy places the organism in Eukaryota, Metazoa, Chordata, Leptocardii, Amphioxiformes, Branchiostomatidae. Gene Ontology annotation, molecular function: DNA-binding transcription factor activity; RNA polymerase II cis-regulatory region sequence-specific DNA binding. The record is from RefSeq and is a predicted model, not a curated record.
UCGAUGGCCUGUUGCUUCCGGGUCACGUGUUGCUGACUUCCGGUCAUUACCGAAAACCGACGCGCGCCAGGUGCCGUCUUCUUUUUCGUCACUCAGGUGUUUUGAAAGGACGUUUCUGCGGUUCAGGAGCGCUACAGAACUACUGCAGUCAUGUCCGAUGUUACCGUGAAAACAAAAGUCAGCAGUGAAGACCUGGUCCUGUGUGGGGAGGGGGGCGAGUCCACCAUUGUACCACAGUACUUCAUGCCGAACCACAUGGAAACUCACGCCAGUGAGAAACCCAUCAUGAAAACUCACUCUAGUGAAGAAAACUACAUGGAAACUCACUCUGGUGAAGAACCUUACAUGGAAACUCACUCUGGUGAAGAACCUUACAUGGAAACUCACUCUGGUGAAGAACCUUACAAGGAAACUCAAUCUGGUGAAGAACCUUACAUGGAAACUCACUCUGGUGAAGAACCUUACAGGGAAACUCACUCUGGUGAAGAACCUUACAGGGAAACUCACUCUGGUGAAGAACCUUACAUGGAAACUCACUCUGGUGAAGAACCUUACAUGGAAACUCACUCUGGUGAAGAACCUUACAUGGAAACUCAUUCUGGUGAAGAACCUUACAUGGAAACUCACUCUGGUGAAGAACCUUACAUGGAAACAACUAAUAACACAAAAAAACCAUAUCGCCGGUGUAAGGAAUGUAGCAAAUGCUUUCGCAGCGCUUAUUUCCUUAAGAUACACAUGCUGACACACACGGGUGAGAAACCCAAAAGGUGUGAGGAAUGUAGCAAAUGCUUUUACAGUGCUUAUCACCUAAAAAGACACAUGCUGACUCACUCGGGUGAGAAACCCUACAGGUGUGAGGAGUGUGGCAAGGUGUUUGCCACAUUGGGGGCCCUAAACGUCCACAUUCGCACUCACACUGGUGAGAAACCCUACAGAUGUGACCAGUGCAGCAGAGGCUUUAGUGGAAGUGGUGAUCUGAAGAGACACAUGUUCACUCACACCGGCGAGAAACCCUUCAGCUGUGGGGAGUGCGGCAAGCAGUUCAAUCGGCGGAGCAAUUUACAAAGUCAUAUGAAGACUCACACUGGUAAGAAAUAUUUAUUGCAGAUUUACACAGGUGAGAAAUCUAUCAUGGAAACUCACUCUGGUAAAGAACGCUCCAUGGAAACUAUCACUGAUGACAAACCCUACACUUGUGAGGAAUGUAGCAAAUGCUUUCACAGCGCUUAUCACCUUAAGAGACACAUGCUAACUCACACGGGUGAGAAACCCUACAGGUGUGAGGAGUGUGGCAAGAUGUUUGCCACAUUGGGGGCCCUAAAAGUCCACAUUCGCACUCACACUGGUGAGAAACCCUACAAAUGCCAGGUGUGCAGCAAAGGCUUUAGUGGGAGUGGCGAUCUCAAGAGACACGUUCGGACCCACACUGGCGAGAAACCCUUCAAGUGUCAGGAGUGCAGCAAGCAGUUUUCCACACCCAGUAAUCUAAAGUCCCACAAGCGGAGAAACCACACGGGCGUGAAAGAUGCAACAAAUAGUUCAGGGGAUAUUGUUAUGAGCAUUUUAUGAUACACAACAGAGUCCUCCCCAGGGGAUGGAAUAACGGAGACCCUCCACUAUACUCAUUUUGAAAUUUAGUGUGUUUCUUCCCUAUUUUCUUGGUUAGUUUUGCUAAAAUUAAUGAAAAUUCACAGAUUUUUGUGCCAAGUGGCAUCACUUUUCCAGUUGACAUUGUCUGAAAAAACUUGUGAGUGGGCGAUGAUCAAAACAAUAGUCGUUUUGCCACUGCACAACAAAGAAAUCAAUGUAAUAUAUUAUACUUGUAGUAUUUGACACCCUCUGUCAUUGCAAAAUGAACCCUUUUUCAUGAAAGCGCAGCGCGUUGGUUCGGGUUAUUUUUGCCAGCUUCCACACUAUACUAAAAAAUUCUAGGGAGAACCCUGCACAAGCACACUCUCACUGCAUACUAUCUCUAGGCACCUGUACAGUUUUAGUAGAUGAUUUAUGCAACAGUUAAGUAACAACUACAUGUAUGUGCAGUUUUCGUGAUCAUUAAACAAGAUUAUAGCACCUUGCUGAAA